Messenger RNA from Moneuplotes crassus, 750 nucleotides. Lineage: Eukaryota; Ciliophora; Spirotrichea; Euplotida; Euplotidae. The record is from the annotation of a GenBank genome assembly.
UGAAACAGACUAUGUACAGAGUUAUUGUACUCUUGAUCCUAGUCCUCCUCCUUAGUGAAGCCAUGGCUAGAAGUAGCAGUAGAGGAAGAAGCUAUAGAAGAAGCUCAAGGACUUCUUAUAGAUCUGGAAGUAGAUCAACAGGGACUUGUACCUCAGGAACUAGCACAUGUGUGAUCAUUCCAAUUGUUUGAGUUGUAGGCUUCUUCGUUCUUAUCUUUGCCAUUGUCAUGAUUGCCCAUUGUAUCAAAGCAGCAGAGAAGAGACAGAAAGAACAAUUAGCAGAGAAGAGGAGGAUGGAAAAAAUAAGAAAAGAUGAGAUGGAGAAAAGGCAAAAAGAAGAAGCCUCCAGGCUUGAAAAGUUACAAAAAGAGCAAGAAGAGCAAAUGAAGAAUCAACUUUUCAUGAACCAGACAGACUACUCAGCAAAUCCUCAGCCACAGGCCCAAUUCGUGAUGCCUGGAACUGCUGUGCAGCCAACUUAUCAAGUUGUAAACCCUUAUGCAGGCAACCACAACUAUCAACCAGUUCCAGUGUUUUAUGACCCUGCUGCUUAUGGAGUUCAAUAUGAUGAAAAUUGGCAGACUCCAGAACAGAACAUGCUGUACACUCCUAUCGCCCCAUUCGCAGGCACUAAUGAUUCUGCGAAACAAGACUUCAACGCGAAUAGUGUAAAGGUUGCUCCUUAUGAAGGAAAUGAAACUGCUGCUAAAUUAGUUUAAAUCACUAAUUAGAAGAUAGAAUAAGAUUGUC